UCAUCCGGUUCAAAAUUUGGACGGGGAGGAUGCCAUCCUAGCUCAAAUUCUAUAACCACCCAAUCCAAAAAAAAUCAGUAGCAACAACAGAAAAUGGGAGUAAUUCUGAACUGCAUCUACAUUCCAACCACACCCACCUCCACUACCACCACCACAAACACACCCUUAUCCCAAGACCCUUCAACAACAACUCCACCGACCAAAAUCCUACUGCCGAAGAAGAAGCCUCAGAAAUGGUCCACCGGAAUGGCCCCAGGCGACUACGGCGGCCCGCCCACGACGACCAAGCUCAGAAAGUACUGGGGCGGCGAGGGAGAGGACCCACUCACUUCCGAUGAGUAUAUAUGGAACAAAGACUUUAUGGGUCACAUGAAACGGGUUAUUCAGGACCCUUCUGAAGUUCCCUCAUUUCCUCCUGUUAAGGAAGAGUCUGCUGGUUUUCUUAGUUUGACCAGAGUUAUGAGCCUUGAUAAUUUGAAAAUUGAUUUGAGCAAAGAGCUGACAUCGCCAUCUAAACCUGUUGUAGAGGAAGGAGUUGAGGCAGUUCAAGCUAGUGACAGUACAUUACAAAAAUGGAAACCAGCACCAACGCGGCGCGAGCAAGAGAAGUGGAAUAGAGCCACUAAGGCUGCAACCGGAGGGAGUGAUGUGAUGAUUCGGGAAGUAAGGCGACCUCGAGGAGACCCAAAAGUAUUGGCUGCUCAGUCAAGGGAACAAUACUUUAAGUUGAAGAAGAGGUUGCAGUUCCUCACCCUGGGAGUUGGUGGUCUGGGUCUAGUCUCAGCUUAUGUUUCUUAUUCUCCUGAAAUUACAGUGAGCUAUGGUGCGGGGUUGCUUGGUUCUUUGGUUUAUAUGCGUAUGCUUGGGAGUAGUAUUGAUUCCAUGGCUGGUGGAGCCAGUGGGGUCCUCAAGGGAGCAAUUGCGCAACCAAGACUACUGAUUCCUGUUGUGUUGGUCAUGGUCUAUAACCGGUGGAACGGGAUACUUGUUCCAGAGUAUGGAUUCAUGCAACUACAAUUGAUACCAAUGCUAGUGGGGUUCUUCACAUACAAGAUUGCCACAUUUAUCCAAGCUAUUGAGGAGGCUUUGCCUGUAGUUGGGGAAAAGACUCAAGACUAGAGGUAGUGUACAAGCAGUUAUUUUCAUUUUUCUGAUGUCUAUAUGUCUCAACAGUUGCCAAUCAAAGUGGUUAAAUUUAGCAUGUAAAGGCUUGAAUACUUUCCAGAACGACUUGUAGGUCAAAUGACCAUACCUUGUCUGCUGUGUAACAACUCCCGGUGAAAUCGAUCCAUUGCUUAAACAGUUUGAGUUUAUUGAAAACGUAUGCUAAUUGGUGAAA
Rhododendron vialii is the source of this 1339-nucleotide messenger RNA. Its product is annotated as protein CONSERVED ONLY IN THE GREEN LINEAGE 160, chloroplastic. The record is from RefSeq and is a predicted model, not a curated record. NCBI's taxonomy places the organism in Eukaryota, Viridiplantae, Streptophyta, Magnoliopsida, Ericales, Ericaceae. The coding region runs from base 94 to 1119 and encodes 341 amino acids. The transcript has 9 exons.